Molecule: messenger RNA, 183 nt
Organism: Letharia lupina
Lineage: Eukaryota; Fungi; Ascomycota; Lecanoromycetes; Lecanorales; Parmeliaceae
Exons: 2
Coding region: 1-183 (60 amino acids)
Source: RefSeq, a predicted model, not a curated record
AUGUCCGACAUGUCCAAUACCGGAUCAUCCGAGAACAGCGCCCAAACAAGAUUCGCAGCUGCUGCCAAAAAAAAGUGCCUGGCCAGCAUUGUGAGCUUUGCCGGAGGCGACCUAUGCAGUCAGGUGGCGAUCAGUCGCACGAGAUGUCCGGUAGAGGCUGGUUGCAUCGGAGAGAGCGAAUAA